Molecule: messenger RNA, 993 nt
Organism: Geosmithia morbida
Lineage: Eukaryota; Fungi; Ascomycota; Sordariomycetes; Hypocreales; Bionectriaceae
Exons: 2
Coding region: 1-993 (330 amino acids)
Source: RefSeq, a predicted model, not a curated record
AUGGCCGUCGCGACAGCCGGCAUAUCCGCCGUCGUCAUCGUCAUGAGAGUCCAGCGUCAAGUAUCCGUCACGGUUCCCAUACCGUCGCACAUCCCGCCCAGCGUCGUCAUCGCCACACUACAGACCAUCAGCCCUGUCAUCCGCAACCUGGGGACCCUCUCCCACUUCGAGGAGACCCCCGAAGGGGGCGGCCCCGUCGCCAACGACGCAUUCUUCUACGGUCCAUCCUCUCCCGAACCCUCCCUGACCGCAGCCGCCGAGAACAACAACAACAGCAGCAGCAGCAGCAGCAGCAGCAGCAACAGCAGCACGCCAUACCAUACCCCCACGAACUACAGCAGCUCCGGUCAUGUCAGUAACGGAAACGAGAGCGCGGCGACGAGGUCCACCCCGGGAUCCGUGACGAGUUACCAGAUCUUCGAGCUCAUCACCCUCGCCCCCGGCCUGACAAAGGAGGUCACGUACCCUGCCUACUUCCAGCGCGUGUGCGACGGCAUCCGCGUCAGGGCCAACGGCGCCGCGGGUAUAACGGGCUGGUGCGAGUUCACCGUGCGGCCGCGAUACACCGAUGCCAAUAUCAACCCCAACCCCGACAACGUCAACGUCAACGUCAACGCCAACUCCUCCCCGCCGCUCGCUUCACCAAACACGAGCACCGGCGCCAGCGCAUACACGGCGGACGGAGAUGACGGCUCCGCCGCCUCGCCAGAAUACUCCACGCCGGACGCCUUCUCCUCGGGCACGAGUCCCCUGUCGUCGUCGUCACCGCUGGGGAACGGCAGGCCCGUACCGCCGCCGCCGCCACCCACGGACUACGACCUCCACGAGGCCAUCGUCGUCGAGGCGAAUUCCCUCCUCAUGCCAUUCGUCUGCCAUACCAUGCAGAUCGCCCACCGAGGGUUAUGCUCCAAGGUCAUACAGGAGGCUGAGGAUAACAUCGUCCAUUUCCAGGCCUGGGAUCAGUCCGUCUCGUCGUCAUUUGGCCAGCAAUGA